GAAAACAGGUGGGUUACAAGUGUCAGUGAAACCCAACGUGUUCUUCCAAAUUUUUAUUUUUCAAGUUGCUUUAGUCCGCAAUCAAUUACCGGCCAAAAGGCCAGACGAUGCAACCUCACAAAAUGACAUCAAAUAAGUUACGUGUGAUAAAUGGCUAAGUGGAUGAUGGAGUAGACAUACAUUUCCCCGGGGCAUUACGACAAUCAUCAGAGAUGAGCUGUAGAGAACAGCAAGAGGAGGAGAUUGAGGUGCUGUCAUCUAUCUAUGAAGGAGAUGACAACUAUAAACAGUUGAACCCAACAACUUUCCAGUACAAGUAUGGCGAGGAUGGUACAUACAAAUCCUUCUUGUUGGAGGUUUCCUGGGGAGAAAACUACCCAGAUGAGUCCCCAGACAUCAACUUGGAUCUGUUUUACAACAAGCAUUUGAUUGACUCUGUGCGAGAGACUAUUAUGACUGGAGUGAAAGAGCAGGUGGCUGACUUAUUGGGCUGUGCAAUGACUUACACGCUGUUUGAGUGGGUAAAGGAGAGCUGGGAAAAAUUGCUGACAGAUCAGCCUGAAACUCCACAGAUUGAAGCUAGACCCGUGGCCCAGGAUGAUAAAGAAGAAGAAGUUGCAAAGAAAAAGGAGAAAAGAGAACAUUUAUCAAAAGCCCAAAAACGGAAAAUAGUGAACCGCUUGGACGCUAAGGGGGAGUUACCGAGAGGUUAUGAUUGGGUGGAUAUUGUAAAGCAUUUAAGCCAGUCUGGGGGUUGCAACACAAAGCCAAGAGGAGAUGACUCCUGAUAUACAUGAAUACAAUAUUCUUUGCAAAGUUACAUGUAUAUAAGGCAGAAAAGUGAACCCCAAACUACAAAUAUUAAAAAUACCAAGGUACAGUUAUGAAUUGGAGAUGCAUGGUCCUGGUGCUGUUGUGUGGUGCUGUGUUGAAUGACCUAAUGGGCAUUUUGAUAACAUUUCGUAAAAGCAUUUUUCACGAAUGACUUUAAAAGAGUUUAUACCAGCCUAUUCUGGAACACAGAACAAUUUUUUCAUAAAUCAAAAGCAAGUUUUUCAAACCUUGCAUCCAAAACACAGCUGUACUGUGUUUGGUUUCCACUGUGAGUUUGUUUGGAUAUUUUUGAAAUUUUCCCAGAAUUCCCUUUUGUAUAUCAGUAUAAAUCCAUAUUCUUGACUUAAAUUCCCACUUGAUCUAAAUUUGAUUCCCAAGGUGUUUGAUGCAAACCUGCCUCAUGUAAACUUUAUUGAUGAUGGUUUUAGAACAAGUCUAGCCUGAUUUCUCAUAUCUUGAUUUUCUCAUAUCUUGUCACCCUUAGUAGUAAACCUUUGUCCUAUUUGAAAAAGGUAGUUUGUCUACAAACAGUUUGUAUUUUUGACAUCUGUUAACAUGGGCUAUUUACUCAACAAAAAGGCAGAUUUCAAGAUGGCAUUGACAUAUUGCAGGAUGUUACAGUUAUUGUGAAUUUGUGCUUGUUUUUGUGCAGCCAGUAAAAGAGAAUGACGUUAUUAGGUUAAAGUGGCGUAUAAAGUUGCUCUACUAUGGGCCAAAAGCUACGUUAAUGUUUUUUUAUGUAGAUCAGAAAAAUGGAUUAUUUUGAGGGACAGGAUUUAUUCGGCCAGUCUUACUAUUUGAUAAAAUAUUUUUUAAAAAUAUGAAAAGCAUAAAAAUCCAUCAAAUUAAUGAAUAUUAAUAUUUGAUAAUAAAGGUGUGUCAAGUUGAUGCAGAAGUUACCUGCUUUUGAACAUGUGUAUGUUGCAAAGUUGAUAAGAUGGAGUGUUACAGAUGUUAAUUAACCUGAUAUAUGAAGUGUAUAAGACGUUAAAUUUUGUCCCAAAAAUGUGCAUUUCUGAGGGCCAAGAAAAGGUAAUAAUUCAUUACUUCGGUACUCAAACUUGUAUUUUUCCAAUACAGUGCCAUCUUAUGCCUCAAACAAACCUCAAAACACCUUUCUGAUAUCAACAGAACUCUCAGCUUGGUCCUGGAAGAAAUUUUAGGUCAAAUACAGUGAACCUACAAGGCCUUUGUGGCCAUGUAUUAUGCAUAUGGACCGAUUUAGUAUCAUUAUCACCUUCUGUUCUACAAGGGGUUGGCUUCAUUUAACAUUUGACCUGUGCUAGUAUAUAAUAAACCAUAUUUUGUUGGUGUAUAGGAUGACUGAAUGCAUGAUGUGUAUGUGAUGUCUGAUUAAAGUAUGGAUAUUUUUGAACUGAGAUAAAAUGUAAUUUGUAUCAAGGGUUUAUUUGUGAAGAAUUCAUGUACUGUUGUAUGAGUAUAAUGUUAACAUUUUUAACCAGCCCUUUAAACAAGCAUGGGAAGCUUUUGUCCAUGGACAGACUUUAGAAUUUUUCAUGAAAAAUUUAGGAUCUUGAAAACUAUCCAUUUUUUUUUUUUUUUUAUCUUGGAAAGUGCCAUAAGUGCAUUUAAUCAGGUACUGGUACAGUCCUGUAUAAAUUUUAGAAUUUUGGAAUGGAAUUUCAGAUGAGAUUUACUGCAUAUUUCCAAUGCCUGUUUCCUUACUCA
Liolophura sinensis is the source of this 2523-nucleotide messenger RNA. RefSeq names its product RWD domain-containing protein 4-like. Lineage: Eukaryota; Metazoa; Mollusca; Polyplacophora; Chitonida; Chitonidae. The transcript is spliced from 6 exons. Bases 213 to 788 code for a protein of 191 amino acids. Gene Ontology annotation, molecular function: protein binding. The record is from RefSeq and is a predicted model, not a curated record.